AUGUUUCAAGAGUUACUCGCCUUAGCGUUCGUGGCCUACCUGUGCCCACACGCCCACACUCUCGGCACCCAAUGCGGUGGCAAAGACCUACCCCACAGCCCCCAAAAGGACCACUGGCUCCGGGUGCUUAAACACGAGGAGCUAGCUCCAUUUAACAACAACCCUGGUAGUUAUAAGGUGUUCCGUAACGUCAAGGACUACGGCGCUAAGGGGGACGGCGUCACCGACGACUCCCUGGCCAUCAACCUGGCUAUUAGUGAGGGCGACAGGUGCGGCAUAACGUGCCCGUCCAGCACCAUAGCGCCGGCCAUCGUGUACUUCCCGCCCGGAAAGUACCUCAUCUCCCAAACCCUACUCCAGUUCUACUUCACUCAGUUCAUUGGCGAUGCCAUUGACCUCCCGGUGCUAAUCAUGGACCCCAAGUUCACGGGCAUCAACGCCAGCGCACUCAUAGCGUCCAAUAAGUACGUGUCGGGCGACAUACCGGUGUGGGUCCAGCAAAACAACUUCUACCGUCAGAUCCGUAACUUUGUUAUAGACCUGACCCGAGCCCCGCCGGACAAGGAGGCGACGGCUAUUUUCUGGCAGGUGGCCCAGGCUACUAGUAUUACGAAUGUGCAUGUUAAAAUGAGCACGGCACCCGGUAAUAAGCAUCAGGGUCUCUGGAUGAACGAUGGCAGUGGUGGCUAUAUGAGCGACUUGACGUUUGAUGGUGGUAAUAUUGGUAUGUGGAUAGGCAAUCAGCAGUUCACCUCGCGCAAUAUUACCAUUCGUAAUGCAAAUACGGCUAUUUGGUUGACCUGGGUAUGGUCAUGGACGUUUAAGGGCAUUAAGAUUGAAAACUGUAAAACAGCUAUCGACAUAACCAACAUCGAUGGGACCACCAAGGAGAUCUUAACCGACUCGCUACUAGUCAUGGACUCCGAGAUAACCAACACUCCCAUCGGUAUACUGACCAUACGUAACGCCACCUCCAAACCCGUGUCGGGUGCCCUGGUGCUCGACAACAUAAAACUGAGCAAUGUACAAAAAGCGGUAGCCAGGCCUGACGGGUCCACAGUCCUAGAGGGAGGCACUAAAACCAUCGACUCGUGGGGUAUGGGCCGGUUCUACGACACCCAGGGUAAGGGUGCCUACAAGGAGGCUAACCUACCGGUGCCCCCAAAACCGGCGGUCCUAUUGGACAGUAAUAAACGAUUUUUCGAGAGACCAAAGCCUCAGUACACAGACGUAGCUAUGGCUGACUUUAUUAGCGUGAAGGCUGAAGGUGCCAAAGGGGACGGUAGUACCGAUGAUACCAAGGCUAUCCAAGAGACCCUGAGCAAGUGGGCGGGCUGUAAGGUUAUAUACUUCCCGGCGGGUGACUACGUGGUCAGCGACACGGUGUUGGUGCCCGAGGGCUCCCGUAUUAUCGGCGAGAUAUGGUCCACGAUUAUGGCUACCGGUGCCAAGUUUGCCAACGCCAACGAACCCAUACCUGUGUUCAAAAUAGGCAAUCCCGGGGAUAAGGGUAUCGCCGAGAUAUCGGAAAUGAUGUUCACGACCUUAGGUCCCGUUCCCGGGGCUAUCAUACUUCAGAUCAACCUUAAAGAGUCGGUUCAGGGAGGGGUCGGCCUAUGGGACGUGCACUUCAGAGUAGGCGGCGCUAAGGGCACUAAAUUACAGACCGAUACCUGCAAAAAGGGGGUGGCGGCUAAGCCGGAGUGCAUGGGUGCUUUUAUGAUGCUACAUAUCGCACCUACAGGCUCAGCCCUAUUAGACAACGUGUGGGCCUGGGUGGCCGACCAUGACAUCGAUGGCCCCUCACAGAUAUCCAUAUUUAACGGGAGGGGUAUUCAUAUCGAGUCGACGGAGGGUCCGGUAUGGCUGUACGGGACGUCUAGCGAGCACUCCGUCUUCUAUCAGUACAGUAUAGCCAACGCUAAGAACGUAAUGAUGGGUACCAUACAGACCGAGACGGCCUACUAUCAGGCCUAUCCGCCCGCCCCACAACCCUUCACACCCCUACCCAAGUGGUCGGACCCGGACUUUAGUCACUGCGAGAAGGGGUCGGUUACCUGUCCCAUGGGAUGGGGUCUCAGGAUUUUCAACUCGGAGCACGUGUACGUGUAUGGGGCCGGGCUGUAUAACUUUUUCCAGAACUAUGACCAGGGUUGCCUUAAGGUAGAGCACUGUCAGGACAGUAUGGUGUCCAUCGAGAAGUCCCCGAAAAAUGUGUUCAUUUAUAACUUGAAUACUAAAGCGUCGGAUAAUAUGGUGAGUGUUGACGGACAGAGUCGUGUGAAACAGGCGGACAAUAGGGCGGCGUUUGUGUCGACUAUCGGCGGAUUUUUCUGA
Molecule: messenger RNA, 2337 nt
Organism: Oppiella nova
Lineage: Eukaryota; Metazoa; Arthropoda; Arachnida; Sarcoptiformes; Oppiidae
Source: the annotation of a GenBank genome assembly